This is a messenger RNA of Cajanus cajan (pigeon pea), 2828 nucleotides long. NCBI's taxonomy places the organism in Eukaryota, Viridiplantae, Streptophyta, Magnoliopsida, Fabales, Fabaceae. The record is from RefSeq and is a predicted model, not a curated record.
UAAAGAAUAAGAAUGCACAUGAAGAGUAAUUUUGAAAUUAAUUUGGGUAAUCCAGGGAUAUAUAUGAUAUGAGAGUUGCGUUGGGUGACAAGAAGAGAAAUGUGGCUUCCAAAUCCUAAAUCAUCAGGGAUUAGAAAGGGAGUAGGAGGAGGAAAUGGAUUAGUGGCAGUGGCUAUAGAUAAGGAUAAAGGAAGCCAUUACGCUCUCAAAUGGGCAGCUGAUUCUCUUCUCACCAGAGGUCAAACUGUUAUUCUACUCCACGUUUUGCACGGGACAUCCUCUCCUGUUUCCAGGAGUAACGAGGCCAUUAUAUGUAACAUCAACAAUUCAUCAGCAUCUCCACAAAGAUACCAAGUUGAUAACACUAUCAAGGAUCUGUUUCUCACUUUCCAUUGCUACUGUACACGCAAAGAUAUACAAUGCCUUGAUGUCCUACUUGAAGACACUGAUGUUGUGAAAGCGAUAACAGAAUAUGUUUCUUAUGCUGCAAUUGAGAAUUUGGUGGUCGGUGCAACAUCCAGGCAUGGGUUUAUCAGGUUUAAAUCAUCAAGUACAUCAAGUAGCAUAUCAAAGGGGGCGCCGGAUUUCUGUACCGUGUUUGUCAUUUCAAAGGGCAAAAUCUCCUCGGUUCGGAAUGCUACUCGUCCAGCCGCGCAUAUAUCCCCACUUCUGAGCCAUAUACGUGAACUAAAUAACCAGGACGGAAAUCAGCCCGAGAUAUCCUCCAAACCUAUGAAUUUGAGAGAAAGGACAUCAAUCAAACCUCACAGCUGGCAGGACGAAUCUAUUAAGUCUCCAUUUGAAAGAGGAAGAGGCGUGAGUGGAAUAUCAUGCAUGGACUUCGCAGAAUCAGAUACUGAUAUAUCAUUUGUAAGCUCCGACAGGCCAAGCAGUGGACGUUCAUCCUCCGUUUAUGAGUAUAUUGACGCAGGCCGAACUUCACGAGUUUCUACCAGUUCAGAUCAUAGCUUUGAAUCAACCCGAUUGGGACUCAAGUUCAAUGACCCCACUUCACCAGAUGCGUCAUUCUCACUUGAUAGCAGUAGAACAUCAUUUUCAUUUUCAUCACAGAGCAUGGAUGAAGCAGAAGCUGAUAUGAGGAGGCUGAAGCUUGAGUUAAAGCAAACGAUGGAAAUGUAUAGUACAGCAUGCAGAGAAGCACUUACAGCACAGCAAAAGUUAAUGGAGUUGACCAGCUGGAGAAUUGAGGAAGAAAAGAAAUUAGAAGAGGCACGAUUGGCUGAGGAAGCUGCGCUGGCAAUUGCAGAGAAAGAGAAAGCAAGAUGUAGAGCAGCUGUGGAAACUGCUGAAGCAUCUAAGAAAAUUGCAGAGGUGGAAUCACAUAGAAGAGCGAGUGCUGAAGUUAAAGCUCUUAAAGAAGCAGAGGAAAUGAGGAAGCUAUUGGACAAUCUAGCCCAAACUGAUGUAAGAUAUAGGAGAUACGGUAUAGAGGAGAUUGAAGCAGCCACGAGCUCCUUUUCUGAAUCUCAGAGAAUUGGGGAAGGAGGUUAUGGCCCUGUUUAUAAAUGUUAUCUUGAUCACACUCCAGUUGCCGUCAAGGUUCUACGUCCAGAUGCUGCUCAAGGGAAAUCACAGUUUCAGCAAGAGAUUGACAUACUGAGCUGCAUGCGACACCCAAACAUGGUGCUUCUUCUAGGAGCGUGUCCGGAGUAUGGCAUAUUGAUUUAUGAAUAUAUGGCGAAUGGAAGCUUAGAAGAUUGUCUGUUUCGAAAAAAGAAGGGUGUUCUGUCUUGGCAGCUGAGGUUCCGAAUUGCUGCAGAGAUAGCGACGGGCUUACUAUUCCUGCAUCAAACGAAGCCUGAACCUUUAGUGCACCGUGAUCUUAAACCGGGGAACAUUUUGCUAGACCAGAAUUAUGUGAGUAAGAUAAGCGAUGUUGGAUUGGCAAGGCUAGUCCCGGCUGUAGCAGAAAAUGUAACACAAUACCGCAUGACAUCCGCAGCAGGAACAUUUUGUUAUAUCGAUCCGGAGUAUCAGCAAACAGGAAUGCUGGGUGUGAAGUCGGAUGUUUAUUCUCUAGGGGUCAUUUUUCUUCAGUUAUUGACAGGCAGGCCUCCAAUGGGAUUGGCUCACCACGCUGAAAAGUCUAUGGAGAAUGACACGUUUGCGGAAAUGCUGGACCCAUGUGUCACCGACUGGCCUCUUGAACAAGCUUUGUGCCUUGCAAAUAUAGCAGUCAAGUGUGCGGAACUCAGGCGAAAAGAUAGGCCAGACCUUGCCAAAGUAGUGAUGCCAGAGCUGGACAAAUUGAGAGACUUUGCCGAAGAAAAGAUGACGAUUCCCCCCUUUUUUGGAUGCAUCCCCAGCCACACUAGUGAGGCUUCCGUGCAACCGGAUGUCAUGAGCGACCCGCUGCUUGUAAAUUCUGAAAGCUCGUCUUCUCCGUCAACACCCACAGAAGGAAAACCUUAAAUAUAUUGUAUAUACUCGAGACUUCCAUGCAUGCUGCAGGGGCCAUCUCAAUUCCCAACAAUUAGAUAAUGUACACAUUCAACAACUUAUUUUUGUUCUAGGAUGUGUGGGGUACAAACAUAGGUAGAGCGGGCACCGAAAUUUUUGUAUUAUAUUAUGUAAAUAUCUUAGAGAAUGUAAAUCUUACAAAUUCUAAACCCAGACUAAAAGUACCACAGUUUUGUUCUGCAAUCGCAUCUUAUCAUUUUUUACUUUUCUUUAUUAAUGCAUUGCAGCAAAUAUUUUUGGUAAAGAUAGAAAAGAUUAUAAAGAUGGUCCCAGUGAAUCACGUAGAUGUCACGUGGAAGCUACGUAGAUGUCAUGUGGAUGUAAAAUUUCUGUCAUGCAUCUGGAAC